AUGUUGACAUAUUUCGAUCAUUUACCCGUGGAAAUACUUCAUAUGGUCUUUCAAUACAUGUCGAACAGUGAUGUUUUCUAUUCAUUUGACGCUUUAAGCCCAUAUAUAAAUGCUGUGUUAAAUGAAUAUUGUUCGCGAACAAUCGAUCUACGAUGCAUUUCGAAAUCUCGUUUUGAUUUUAUUUGUAACCAUUUAGACUUAUCGAGAAUUAUCUCGUUGACUUUAUCCAAUGAUGAUCACACACCUCAACAGGUGCAGUUAUUUUUUACUCGUUUUCGUCUGGAAGAUUUUCUCAAUCUUCAAUCGCUGACACUUUUAUCUAUUACCAAUGAAGAAAUUCGUCUGAUUCUUUCCGAUCUAUCAAAGCUAAGACAUCUUUCAUCGUUAUUGACUACCUCUCGAUCCGCUGAACCGUUAUUACUUGGCCAAACGUUGACUCACAUGUUUGCUCUGAAAAAUCUUUCGAUACCCUACGGAGAUAUAUUUGAUCACAAUGUGGCAUUUCCAUUACAUGGCCUCAAUGUACUGGAUGCUGGAAUCUGUAAUUUCUUAGAACUACGUCGAUUACAACGAAUCGUACCAUCGUUGGUUUCAUUGAAAAUCAUCCUAAAAGCAAAUCAUCAGUUGCAAUUGUUAGCAGAUGUAAAUAUUUGGGCACAAUUAGAACGAUUGGAUCUCACGUUGCAGAAUAAAAUGACAACAAGAUUUGAUGAAAUCGAUGGACUUCUUCGUCGCUUUGGCAAUUUAAAGCAUUUAUCAUUGAAUAUUCGUGGAUCGUCGAAUGAAUUGGCCAAUGGAACUCGUUGGGAAACGUGUCCAACAAUCGUUUCAUUAACAAAGUUUGCAUUUAGUUUCGAAUUCGUACCCUCACUCGUCGAUUCACCGGAACGAAUUCACGACAUUUUCGUUAGUUUCUGCAGUUACUUUUGGCGUGAAUUUAAAAAAUGGUAUGUCAUCGUUACUGUAGAUAAAAUCUAUACCAUAACUUCUUUCGAUAACCAUGAAUUUCUCGAAUGCUCGUGUCCGCCACUGUCCACAGCACCCAAUGAUCAGUGGUUUUAUUCCAAAGUAAAACGAAUAAAACUUGACAAACAGAUACCAUUCAAUAAUCUUAAUCUUUUUUCAAAACUUGAAAUACUCGAUGUUCCCAACGAAUCAACACUUUCAUUACUUCUAAAUGUUAAUCAAUUUGCUUAUCUUCGUCAUCUGAUAUUACGUCAAUCAUUUUUAAACGAAACCGCUCAGAUAUUUCUGACAAGAAAUUCACAUAUCGACCGUCUGACACUGUUGCAAUUCGACUACACUGAACUCUUUGUCUUUCCAACUAUUCGAUAUUUAUAUCUCGAAGAAUCAAUCCGAAUUCUCACUCGAACACAAAUCAAAAUCCUCUCCCGAACAUUUCCAUCACUCACAUCUCUAGUCAUACAUUUGAAUGACUUUCAAUUGGUAUAUACAAUCAUUGAUCGUUUUCUUCAUCUCCAAAAUGGAAUCUUUCAUUUUUACAAAUUGACCAAACCAAUAUCACAACAGUCACUCAAACAACAUACACACCUUGAAUAUACAGCGUCUUCGUUUAUAUGUCGAACCGAAUCAAAAAAAUUCGUAUUAUGGAUUAACAAUUCUAAUUUACCGAGAGAACUGACAAAGCCAAUUGAGAUGAUAAAUUCUAUAGCAGAACAACGAUCCGAUAAAUGUUUAUUGCAAUAA
This is a messenger RNA of Adineta ricciae, 1707 nucleotides long. The record is from the annotation of a GenBank genome assembly. NCBI's taxonomy places the organism in Eukaryota, Metazoa, Rotifera, Eurotatoria, Adinetida, Adinetidae.